GGGAAGAAGGCAAAGGGGGGAGGCUAGAGAGGGAAGGUGAGGCUGGAAAGCCCAGCUCCUCCUCCUCCUGGGGACCCCCCUCUGCCCUCCCCUGCCCUCCCUUCCCUGCUGGGGAUCCAGUCCGGGUUUUCCCCUCCCUCUUGCCUGCCUUGCCUUGCCUCCUUUCCUCCUCCUCCUCCUUCUUCUUCGGGGAGCGGCUGAGAUUGCGGAGGGCAACCCUUCCACCGAAGGGGAAGCAGAAAGAAAGAAGGAAAGAAAAAGAAAGAAAGAAAGAAAGGAGCUCCUCUUCCUCCGAUGGGACCCCCCAGGAGCAGCAGCAGCAGCAGCAGCAGGCGCCCCCUCCUCCUCUUCCUCCUCUGCUUCCUUCUCUUCUUCUUCCUCGACGUCACUCAGGCCUCCAAGCGGCCGGACGAAGCCUCCUUCCCAGAAGACACAGAAUCGGAAGCUGUCCAUCGGCGAUGGAGGAGCUACGCUGACCUCUCCGACGACGAGGAUCUGUUGGCGGAUGAAGCGUCCGGAGAUGGUUAUGGAAGCGGAGAGAACGGCAGCGGCACCGUUUCCCCCGAGAAGCCUCUCCCCUCCGUCAGUCCGCUUUUCCCAACAGACCACCCUCCGUUUCCUCCUCCUUCUUCUUCUCCUCCUCCUCCUCUUCCUCCGGAGGGUCUCCCUCCUCCUGCCGGCAUGACCUCCGAAACAGACGAUGAGGCUCCCCUCAUCUACUUCCGGGCCUUGGUGAACUUCACAAAGUCCAUCGACUACAGUCCGCGGCUGGACGACGUCAACUCCGAAGAGUUUCGGGAUGUUUCCGAAGCGGUUGUGGACACGCUGGAGUCCGAAUACUACAAAAUCCCCGGCGAACAGGUGGUCAGCGUGGUCUUUAUCAAGGAAAUCAACGGCUACGUUUUCGUGGAGCUGGACGUCGGCUCCGAAGGCAAUGCGGACGAGGACCAGAUCCGGGAGGUGCUCUUCUCCGUCAUUGAAAGCGGCUCCAUCGCUUCCUAUGUCACAUCCACAACUGGUUUCCAGUUCCGGAGACUGGGAACAGUGCCCCCGGAAGUGCGCGCCUGCACCUUCGAGGAGUUCUUGUGCCGCAGCAGGGAAUGCAUACCCAGGGAGUUCCUCUGCGACCGGCGGCCGGACUGCCGCGACAUGUCGGAUGAACUGGACUGCGGUGAGCCAACUGCGCCCGAGUGCGCUGAAGACGAGUUCACUUGCGACAGCGGGGAAUGUGUCCUUAAACUAUACCGCUGUGAUGGACACGCCGAUUGCGGGGAUGCCUCCGACGAAGACGGCUGCGAUCUCACAACGCCUCCGCCUCCCACCUCCUCGCUGCGCCCGAUGACCACCCGCAUCCCUGCCACUACUUUGUCCCCGGUGACCACCCGCCGAGCGCCGGUCACUUCCCCGCCUCGGGUGGGCGCCGCCAAGCCCUCGCUGCCCUCGGAGCUGCGCCCAUGCCGGAAAGACGAGGCCGUCUGCUCCAACAAGCAGUGCAUCCCCCGCGAAUACGUCUGUGAUGGAGAGAGGGAUUGCCGCGACGGCAGCGACGAACUGAACUGCGGGACACCCAGCCCCUGCGAACCCAAUGAGUUCAAGUGCCAAAAUGGCCACUGCGCCCUCAAACUCUGGCGCUGUGACGGCGACUACGACUGCAUGGACGGCUCCGACGAACUCAAUUGCCCCACAAAGGGUCCUGGGGACACCUGCGGCCCCGGUCAGUUUGUCUGUGUGUCCACCCGCAACUGCAUCCCGGCCAGCUAUCAGUGCGACGAAGAAGCCGAUUGUCCGGAUCGCUCCGACGAAAUCGGAUGCAUCCCGCCACAGGUCAUCACUCCCCCGGAAGAGUUCAUCCAGGCCUCCCCUGGAGACACGGUGCGCUUCACCUGCGUGGCGGUCGGCGUGCCCACGCCCAUCAUCACCUGGAGGCUCAACUGGGGACAUAUCCCCAGCAGCCGCAGGGUGUCCAUCUCCAGCAAGGACGGUCGAGGGACCCUGGUCAUCCAGGACGUCAAAGAGGCUGACCAGGGAGCCUACACCUGUGAGGCCAUCAACGCCCGCGGCAUGGUCUUUGGCAUCCCUGACGGUGUGCUGAGCCUUGCGCCUGGACGAGGGCCUUGCCCAGAAGGGCACUUCCACAUCGAAAGCACAGGUCAAUGCCAGCCUUGCUUCUGCUUUGGGGUCACCAAGUCGUGCCGCAGCACCAGCCGACACCGGAACCAGAUCCGCUUGCGUUUCGACACACCGGACGAUUUCAAAGGGGUCAAUGUGACGAUGCCUUCACAACCUGGAACACCUCCACUUUCCUCGACGCAACUCCAGAUCGAUCCAAACUUGCAGGAGUUCCAGCUGGUUGACCUUUCGCGCCGCUUCCUGGCGCACGAUUCCUUCUGGACACUUCCAGGGCAGUUUUUGGGGAACAAGGUGGACUCCUACGGCGGCUACCUCCAGUUCAAGGUGCGCUAUGGCUUGGCGCGCGGCCCGUCCGAUGCAGUCCAGAGGCCCAGCGUCGUCAUUGUGGGGAAUGGGCAGAAGCUGACCUACCGGGCACAAGUGCCCACCCAGCCCUCUGUGGUCAACCAGCGGCAGGUCCAGUUCACCGAGGAGAAUUGGGAGACGGAGUCUGGGUCCCCCGUGAGCCGCGAAGAGCUGCUGGUCACUUUGCAGAAGCUGGAGGCCAUCAUGAUCCAGACCGUCUACGACAACCGCAUGGCCAGCGUGGGGCUGAGCGACAUUGUCAUGGACACCACUGCCACCGAGGUCACCGGCCUGGGAGUGGCCCAAGGAGUCGAGGAGUGCAGGUGUCCCAUUGGCUACUCUGGCCUUUCGUGCGAGAGCUGUGCCCCUCAAUUCAAGCGUGUGCCCGGUGGUCCGUACUUGGGCACCUGCUCCGGCUGCAGCUGCCAUGGGCACUCCAGCUCCUGCGACCCGUUUUCCGGAUACUGUCUGAACUGCCAACACAACACUGAGGGACCCCAGUGCGACAAAUGCAAGCCGGGUUUCUUUGGGGACGCCACCAAAGGGACCCCCACAUCAUGCCUCCCUUGCCCCUGUCCUUACACAGAGCCCCCUCGCAGGUUUUCCAGCACCUGCUUCUUGGACACAGACGGACAAGCGACUUGCGACGCCUGUGCGCCGGGAUACACAGGACGCCGAUGUGAGAGAUGCGCUCCUGGCUACGAAGGCAACCCCAUCCAGCCUGGCAGCAAGUGCAUGCCAACCGGGCAACAGAUUAUCCGAUGCGAUGAGCGAGGCAGCAGCGAAGCUUCAGAUGGCGCAUGUCGGUGCAAGCCCAACGUCAUGGGACGACUCUGUGACGAAUGCGCAACGGGGUCCUUCCACCUCAGCCACAGAAACCCAGAUGGCUGCCUCCGCUGCUUCUGCAUGGGCGUCUCGCGCCAGUGCGCCAGCUCUUCGUGGAACAGAGACCAGGUGCGAGUGGCAUACGAAGAUGCCGAGAGGGCCCAGUUUGGCCUCUCCAACGCCGUUGGCACCCGGACUUCCAGCGAGGGCAUCCGCUUCACGGGGCCAUCUGAGUUCGCUUUCUCCUCCUUCCACACGUUGCCAAGGGAUGUCUAUUUCUGGGUGCUUCCGGAGCGUUUCAGGGGAGAUAAGGUGACCUCCUACGGCGGAGAGCUGCGCUACACCGUCACCCACGACGUCUUCCCCGGCGCCCCUCUGCUGCGCAACCAGCCUGACGUUUUGCUGCAAGGGAAUGGCAUUUUCCUGGAACACAGGGUUGAAACGGUCCCUUUGCCUGGGGUGCCCACCGCCUUCGCAGUGCCUUUCCGGGAGCAAUCCUGGCGCCGCGCAGAUGGCCAGAAUGCCACUCGCGAACACCUCCUGAUGGCUUUGGCCGACAUCGACCUUUUCAUGAUUCGGGCGUCUUACUCUGAGCGGCCAUCAGAGAGCAGGAUUUCGGGCAUCCACAUGGAUGUGGCCGUGCCACAUUCGACAGGCCGGGACCCAGCAUUGGAAGUGGAGGAAUGUGCAUGCCCACCAGGAUACCGCGGACCUUCCUGCCAGGAUUGCGAUGUCGGCUAUGCGCGCACUACCAGCGGCCUCUAUUUGGGCACCUGUGAGCUUUGCAAUUGCAGCCGGCAUGCGACUGAAUGUGACGCGGAGACUGGAGACUGCCAGAAUUGCCAACACAACACCGAAGGACCCCGAUGUGAGCGCUGCCAGCAGGGCUUCUAUGGCGAUGCCCGCCGCGGGACCCCCGGAGACUGCCAGCCGUGCCCCUGCCAUGGACCUUACUCUGCCAGCCAGGACCUCAGGACCUGCUUUCUGGACACGGACGGGCAGCCCACCUGCGACUCCUGCCCCCCGGGAUACGUUGGGCGGCAGUGUGAACGGUGUGCUCCAGGGUAUGUGGGGAACCCCAGCCGAGGGCAGCCUUGUACAGUUCCAGGCUCUAGGUGCCGCUGCGACCCCAAAGGCAGCCUGGGCAACCAUUGUGAUGCCAGUGGGCAGUGCCAGUGUAAGGCCAACGUGGAGGGUCUCUCCUGCAGCUCCUGCCGCCCGCAUCACUUCCACCUGAGCGCAGAGAACCGGGACGGCUGCCUUCCUUGCUUCUGCAUGGGGGUCACCCAGCAGUGCACCCAUUCCUCCUACCACCGGGACUUGGUCGCCACUCCUUUCUUCCCUGGCAACUUCCAGGGAUUUGCCAUGGUCAACCGGCAACACAGUGCCCGCGUCCAGACAGGCUUCAUGGUGGAGAUGUCCCCCGAGGGACCGCAGCUCUCCUACGGACGCUUCGGACAGCUGGGCCAAGAGUCCUACUACUGGCAGUUGCCGGAGAUCUACCUGGGGGACAAGGUUGGCUCCUACGGCGGCCGCCUUCGGUAUACUCUUUCCUACAACGCUGGUGGAAGAGGCACCCCGUUGCCGGAUGCCGAUGUGCAGAUCACUGGAAACGACAUCACCUUGGUGGCUUACCUGUCUGAGCUCAGGCCCCGGGAACGCAAGAGCUUUGAGGUCGUCUUCCGGGAGCAAUUCUGGAAGCGUCCGGACGGUCAGUCGGCCACCCGGGAACACCUGAUGAUGGCUCUGGCCGACCUGGACGAGAUCCUCAUCCGGGCCACUUACUCCACGGACAUGCUCUCAGCGGGCAUCACCGGCGUCAGCAUGGAGACGGCCGUACCCACCUACACCAGCCUGCCUCGGGCUCUGGAGGUGGAAGAGUGCCGGUGCCCACCUGGGUACCAAGGGCUUUCCUGCCAGGACUGUGCCGCCGGUUAUACCCGUACUGGGGGCGGCCUCUACUUGGGCAACUGUGCGCUGUGUGAAUGCAAUGGGCACUCCGACUCCUGCCACCCAGAGACCGGGGCCUGUUCGAACUGCUUGCACCAUGCUGCCGGUGAAUUCUGUGAACAGUGCGCCCCUGGCUUCUAUGGCGAUGCCACAGCCGGCACCCCUGAGGACUGCCAGCCCUGCGCCUGCCCAUUGCCCAAUCCUGAGAACCAAUUUUCCCGGACGUGCGAGAGCCUUGAAGGCGGAGGGUACCGCUGCACUGCCUGUGACCCGGGCUACACAGGGCAAUACUGUGAACAGUGUGCUGCAGGUUAUGUGGGGAACCCCAACAUCCGAGGACAGAAGUGUGUACCUCUGGGCCGUCCAGACCAGCCACCCCUCAUUGUGCAAGUGCACCCGCCACGUUCGGCCGUCUCUGAAGGCAGUGCAGUGACCCUCCGCUGCCACGUUAGUGGGGCACCUCCCCAUUAUUUCUACUGGUCCCGGGAAGAUGGGCGCCCAGUGCCAAGCACUGCCCAGCGGAGGCAGCAAGGUGUGGAGCUCUACUUCCCUAGCAUCCAGCCCUCCGAAGCCGGCGUCUACGUUUGCACCUGCCGCAACCCACUGUACACCAACACCAGCCGGGCCGAGGUGGUCGUCACAGAGUCCCCCAGCAAACCCAUCACAGUGACGGUGGAAGAGCAGAAGGUGCAGAGCGUCAGGGCCGGGGGCGAUGUGACCUUCGUUUGCACAGCAAAGAGCAAGUCCCCUGCGUACACCUUGGUCUGGACGCGGCAGAACAACGGGAAGCUGCCCAGCCGGGCCAUGGACUUCAACGGCAUCCUGACCAUCCGCAACGUCCAGCCAGAGGAUGCUGGGAUUUACAUCUGCACCGGUUCAAAUAUGUUCGACAUGGAUGAAGGCAUUGCCACCCUCUACGUCCAAGCUCCAUCCAAGACCCAGAUGUUCUAUGGACCUGUAGAAGUGGUAGAAGGCCACAGGCCCUUCACAGCAGCCGUCCAGCCGAUGGCCACCAUUGAGCCCUCCCAGCUGAGCGUCCAGCCAGGACAGCCGGCCGAGUUCCGCUGCAUCGCGACCGGAAGCCCAGAACCCACCGUGGAAUGGAUCGGAGGACCUGGGGGCGUUAUUUCUCCCAAGGCCAUUAUUCAGGGCCCCAUCCUUCGCUUCCCAGCAGCUGAGCCUUCCGACGAGUCCCAGUACUUGUGCCGCGUGCGCAACAGCGCUGGACAACACAUGGCCCGGGCGUUCCUGCAAGUGCACAGCGCCAGUGUGCCGCAAGUCCAGGUGAGCCCAGAACGGACAGAGGUGCAGGAGGGCAGCACUGUUAGGCUGUACUGCCGGGCCGCCGGGUCCCCUGUGGCCUCCAUCACCUGGGAGAAGCAAGGCGGCAGCUUGCCCCCACAGUCUCGUGCGGAGAGGACAGACAUCGCCACUUUGGUGAUUCCUUCCAUCACGGUCGCUGAUGGAGGGGUCUACUUGUGUGUAGGUAGCAGUCCUUCAGGGGUCGGCCGAGCGAGGAUCGAGGUGGUGGUCCUCCGAGCUGCUGGGAUGUCACCGACGGUCAAGAUCGAGUCUUCAUCCUCCUCCGUGGUGGAAGGACAGACCCUGGACCUGAACUGCAUCGUGUCCAGCCAGUCCACGGCUCCCGUCACGUGGUACCGCCGAGGGGGAGCCCUGCCAGCCAACCAUCAGGUCUAUGGCCCCGUCCUGCGCCUUCUGCAGAUCUCUGCCGCCGACUCGGGCGAAUAUGUCUGCCGCGUCAGCAACGAUGCUGGACCCAAGGAAGCCUCGAUCACGGUUAUCGUCCAACACGGACACGGUUCCUCUCAUGAUGCUCCUCCGGUCAGGAUCGAAUCCGCUUCGCCGUCUAUCACCGAGGGCCAAGCCUUGGACCUGAACUGCGUUGUUGCCAGCCAGUCGCGGCCAAGGGUCACUUGGUACAAACGUGGAGGGUCACUCCCGGCCAACCACAAGAUUUUUGGCUCCCACCUGCGCAUCCCAGAAGCCACAGCGUCUGACUCGGGAGAAUACGUCUGCCGGGCCAGCGGGGCUGAUGGCGUGGUCCAAGAGGCGUCCAUUGUGGUCACCAUCUACAGCACCUCGCAAACCUCAGGGGUCACUCCUCCACUGAGGAUCGAGUCCUCAUCCCCCUCCGUUGUGGAAGGACAGACUCUGGACCUGAAUUGCGUGGUGGCGGGCCAGACGCAGACCACUGUGACGUGGUACAAGAGAGGGGGGUCUCUCCCCCCCGGUCACCAGGUCUCUGGCUCCCACCUCCGCAUCCCCCAGGCCUCUCCGGCCGACUCAGGUGAAUACAUCUGCCGGGUCAGUCUGGAUUCGAUCGUCAGGGAGACCUCUGUCCUCGUCUCCACCACUGGAUCCUCUUCCGACUUAAGUAUCACUCCUUCCAUGCGGAUUGAGGCCUCCUCCCCACAUGUCGCUGAAGGGCAGACCCUGGAGCUCGACUGUGUCAUCGCCCGACCGGAGCAUUCAACCGUUACGUGGUACAAGCGUGGUGGCGCCCUGCCAGCCAACCACCAGACCUUUGGAUCCCGGCUGCGGUUGGUCAGGGUCACUCCGGCCGAUUCUGGCGAAUACAUUUGCCGCGUCACGUACGACGCCGUGUCCUCCCAGGAAGCCUCUGUCUUUGUCACCAUCCACCACGGUGGCACCGACUCUUUCCCUGCUGGGGUGACUCUGCCAGUGCGGAUCGAGUCUUCCUCGACUUCUCCGGCCGAGGGCCACACGCUGGACUUGAAGUGCAUCGUCGCCAGCCCUGUUUCUCAGGCCAGGGUGACCUGGUACAAGCGAGGAGGGGUCCUCCCUGCCAGGCACCAGAUCUCGGGUCUCCUCCUACGCAUCCCUCAGGCUUCAGCUGCUGACUCCGGGGAGUACGUCUGCCGCGUCUCCAACGGCACGGCGGUCCAUGAAGCCUCCUUGAUUGUCACCAUCCAGGGCGGGCAGGACUCUUCCUAUUCUGUCGGGGUCACUCCGCCAAUCCGGAUUGAGACCUCCUCGGCCUCCCUUGUCGAGGGACAGACUGUGGACCUGAACUGCCUGGUGGCCGGUCAGUCCCAGGCCAGGGUCAUGUGGUACAAGCGAGGGGGCGCCCUGCCGGUCAACAGCCAGAUCCUGGGAUCCCGCCUCCGAAUCCUACAAGCCACGGCGUCAGAUUCGGGCGAGUACGUCUGCUACGUCAGCGAUGGGGCUGCGCCACUGGAGGCCUCGGUUAUCGUCAACAUCCCUAGCAGGAAUGGUUUGGCUCCAGCUCCUGGGGUUGUACCCCCGGUGCGGAUCGAGUCCUCUUCCACUUCGCUUGCGGAAGGACAGAUGCUGGAGCUCAACUGCCUUGUGGCCGGACAGCCGCAGCCCAAAGUCACCUGGUUCAAGAGAGGAGAGCCUCUUCCGCCCAACCACCAGGUCUCUGGCACCCGCCUGCGCAUCCCCCAGGUCUCCUCGGCCAAUUCAGGGGAGUACGUCUGCCGGGUCAGCGGCCCCACGGUCACCCAGGAGGCCGCGCUGGUGGUGACCGUCCAAGAUGGAGAGAGCCCCUCUCACCCGUCCGGCGCUCUGAGGAUCGAACCUUCGUCAUCCUCUGUUGUGGAAGGGCAAAGCUUGGAGCUCACAUGCAUCGCCCCCGAGCAGCCACACACCACCUUCAUGUGGUAUCGACGGGAGGGUCCCCUGCCCACCGGUCACCGGAUAGCCAAUGCUCGCCUGCUGCUCAUCCAGCUCACCCCAUCCGACUCGGGGGAAUACGUCUGCCGGAUGACCAGUGGAGCUCAUCCGCAAGAGGCUUCCUUCACGGUCUCCGUCUUGGCCAGCGCCAGCGCAGCCUCACGUCUGCAGAGCCCCAUCAUCUCCAUUGACCCUCACAGCACCGCUGUGCGCAAAGGGGCCAACAUCUCCUUCAAGUGCCGCAUCCAUGACGGGGCUCAACCCAUUGAGAUCUCCUGGAAGCUGCCCAAGAACCAGGUGCAAGAUAACGUGAAGAUCAGCCCCAAUGGAUCUGUGGUCACUGUCUCCAAUGCCCAGCCCCAGAACCAGGGCCCCUACCGCUGUGUGGCAUCCAAUCGCUUUGGGAUCGCCAACAGUGUGGUCAACCUGAUGGUGCAAGGGCCCCCCACAGUCUCAGUGAUCCCCCAGGGCUCUCUGCAAGUGAAGGCCGGCAAAUCCAUCAGCCUGGACUGCUAUGGCUCCGGCGAACCCCGGCCACUUGUGCGAUGGAGCAGGGUGGGUGUCCGGCAGAAGGUGGAGCACCAGACGCUCAUGCCCCUGGAGGGCGUCGCCGUGCUGAGGAUCCCAUUUGCCAAGCUGGAAGACGCCGGCACCUACGUCUGCAUGGCGCAGAACAGCCUGGGCACAGCGGAGGUGCAGGUGGAGGUGAGCGUGGAGGCCAGCCACGGGAGGCCAGGGGUGCCCGAAAUCCAUGCGCAUCCGACGCAGACCGUGGUGGCUGGGGAGACAGCGCGGCUCCAUUGCUCUGCCACAGGCCAGCCCACUCCCACCAUCCACUGGUCCAAGCUGAGGGCCCCCUUGCCGUGGCAGCACCAGAUCGUGAAUGACACCUUGGUCAUUCCCCGCGUGGCCCAACAAGACUCUGGCCAGUACAUCUGCAAUGCCACCAACUCCGCUGGCUUCACUGAGGCCUUCAUCAUGCUGGAUGUGGAGACGCCACCAUAUGCCACCAGCCUCCCAGACGCAGCCACGGUGCAAGCAGGAGACGUGGUGCAGCUGCAAUGCCUGGCACACGGCACGCCGCCCCUGCGCUAUGAGUGGACCAAGGUCAACGGCAGCCUCCCUGGACACGCCGUGGUGCGCGAGGGCAUCCUGCACAUGCGCCCCACCACACCUCAUGAUUCGGGGACGUACCGCUGCCACGUCAGCAACCGGGUGGGCUCUGCUGAAGCUCUGGCCCAGGUCCGGGUGCAAGGUGCCCCUGGAGAAGGACCGCUCUCUGUCCAGGUGACCCCACAGAGCGACACAAAGGCCAUUGGCGGGACGGCAGAGUUCGUGUGCUCCGUGGCUGGAGACCCCCGGGCACAGAUUGAGUGGUUCAAAGAGGACGGAGAGCUGCCCGCCAGCCACAGCAUCAACAACGGUGUGCUCAGGAUUGAGAAGCUGGACCGGAGCUGCCAAGGGGUUUACGUCUGCCGAGCAAGUGGCCCCUCUGGCCAGGCCCAGGACAGGGUCAGGCUGAUGGUCCAGGCCCUGCCCAAAGUGAUGAUCAACAUUCGGACGUCGGUGCAGACAGUCCUGGCGGGGAAUGCCGUGGAGUUUGAGUGCUUGGCAUUUGGAGACCCCAAGCCUCAGGUCACUUGGAGCAAAGUUGGGGGGUGGCUGCGGCCGGGAGUGCUGGUGAACGGCGGCAUGGUGAAGAUCGAGCGGGUGGAGCAGAGCGACGCCGGGCAGUACCGCUGCACAGCCACCAACAAUGUUGGCACGGUCCAGUCCCACAUCAUCCUGCAUGUCCAGUCUGUCCCUCAAAUCGCAGCACAGCCUGAAGUCAAGGAGGUCUCUGCGGGAUCCACAGUGGUCUUCCCCUGCUUGGCCUCUGGCUUCCCUGUGCCAGACAUCGCCUGGACAAAGCUGGAAGGAGACCUCCCCGAAAAUGUUCGCAUAGAGGGUAAUGUCCUGAGCAUCCCCUCCGCCCAGCCGGAGGACACAGGCAUUUACGUCUGUACCGCGUCCAACCGGCAAGGGAAGGUGACGGCCUUCUCCAUGCUCAAAGUGCGAGAGCGGGUGGUUCCCUAUUUUACCCAGAGUCCUCAGUCCUUCCUCGUCCUGCCCACCAUGAAGGAUGCCUACAAGACCUUUGCCAUUGAGAUCACCUUUCGGCCAGAGACACCUGAUGGGAUGCUGGUGUACAACGGGCAGAAGAAGAACACGGGCACCGACUUUGUGUCCUUUGGACUGGUGGGGGGCCGACCAGAACUCAGGUUCGAUGCCGGCUCUGGUAUGGCCACCAUCCGCCACCCUUCCCUCAUCAAGCUGGGCGAGUUCCACACCGUGCGGCUCUACCGCAACCUCACCCAGGGCUCCCUUGUGUUGGAUGACCACCCGCCCGUGAAUGGCACGUCCCAGGGCAAAUUCCAAGGUCUGGACCUCAAUGAGGGGCUGUAUCUGGGCGGGUAUCCCAAUUACGCCGCCGUCGCCAAGACUGGCCUCAGCAGCGGCUUUAUCGGUUGUGUGCGGCAGCUGAUCAUCCAAGGGAAGGAGGUUAUCUUUAAAGAUCUUGACCUGCAGGCCCACGGCGUCUCCAAUUGCCCCACCUGCCAGGACCGGCCAUGCCAGAAUGGAGGCGUCUGCAGGGACUCGGACAGCAGCAGCUAUGUGUGCGAGUGUCCAGAGGGCUUUGCUGGGAGCAACUGCGAACACCCCCAGGCCCUGCGCUGCCAUCCAGAUGCUUGUGGUCCUGAUGCCACCUGCAUCAACCGAGCCACUGGACAGGGCUAUACUUGCCGCUGCCUCCUAGGCAAAUAUGGGGAAAAGUGUAUGUCAGGUGUCACAGUGACCACUCCCCACUUCCACGGGGGCAACGCCUUCAUCUCAUAUCCACCCCUCACCAACAUCCACUACGAGCUGCGUGUGGAUGCUGAAAUCAUGCCGCUGUUCCCCGAUGGCCUCAUACUCUUCAGCGGAGGCGACGGCAGCCCUGUGGCGGACUUUGUCUCUCUCAACAUGGUCAAUGGGCACUUGGAGUUCCGCUAUGAGCUGGGAUCAGGCACGGCGAUCCUUCAGAGCGCAAAGCCGCUGGCACUGGGGCAGUGGCACAAGGUGACGGCCGAGCGCUUGAACAAAGAUGGCACCCUGCAGGUGGAUGAUGAGCGGCCCGUGAAGAGAUCCUCGCCUGGGAAAAGCCAGGGCCUCAACCUGCGCACCUCCAUGUACCUAGGGGGUGUGGACGACACUGUCCAGCUGCCUCCAGCCGCCAACGUCUCCGGACACUUCUAUGGCUGCAUUGGGGAGGUUUCAAUCAAUGGGAAGAAAGUGGACAUCUCAUACAGCUUCCUGGAGAGCCGGGGCAUCUCACAGUGUGUCGACAGCUCUCCCUGUGACCGCAGACCCUGCCAGCAUGGCGGCAAGUGCCUGGUCACAGGCGAAUAUGAAUUCCAGUGCCUCUGCCAAGAUGGCUACAAGGGAGAGCGAUGUGAGAUAUCUGAGGUCCAGUGCCGGCUCCAGCGCCCCUGCCUCCAUGGUGGUACAUGCAGAGACACCACCUGCGUCUGCCCUCCUGGCUUCCUAGGGUUGUAUUGCGAACACGAUGAAUCACAGCGCCCGUUCAAUGCUGAGUGGACACCCGAGGGCAGCGGAGGGAAUGAUGCUCCUGGGCAGUACGGUGCCUCCUUCCACGACGGCAGCUACGUGGCCCUUCCACCGCAUGCUUUUCCCAGGAGCCUUCCUGACUCGCCUGAGACGAUCGAGCUGGAAGUGCGGACCAGCUCCCCAAGUGGGCUCCUCCUCUGGCAGGGAGUGGAGGAAGGAGAAAGUGGGAAAGGAAAGGACUUCAUCAGCCUUGGGCUAAAAGACGGGCACCUGGUGUUUAGUUACCAGCUUGGAAGUGGGGAAGCCAACAUCUUCUCCGAAGACCCUGUGGACGAUGGCGAGUGGCAUCGAGUGACCGCUGUCAGGGAAGGGAAGAAAGGCUUCCUUCAAGUGGACGGCGAAGAGGUGAUCGUUGGGGAAUCUUCUGGCAAACACGUCAUGGUGAACACCAAAGGCCGCGUUUAUAUAGGAGGGGCGCCAGACAUCCAAGCGCUGACCGCAGGGAAGUACAUCUCAGGAAUCACGGGGUGCAUUAAGAAUGUGGUGCUGCUGAACGCGAGGCCCGGCCAGGAGCCCCACCAACCGGUUGACCUGCAGCAUCAUUCGGAGGUUGGCUCCAACAUCCAGGAGUGCCCUUCGUAGGCCGGGUCAGCCUCCGCCACACUCCUUGCUGUCCUUAUUUUUUCUUCCCCUGUCAUCAGGCCAAUUGAGAGACAUCUAUUAUUAUUAUUUUAUUAUUAUUAUUAUUAUGAAUUUUUUAAAAGAAACACAAAGGUGCUUUGCUGCUACCAAAAAAGCAGGGGAGGGGAGGGGGCGGGAGUUGGUGUGUGUGUUUUGUGUAAGUGACAGACCAAUGCGGGGGGCCCAUGUGUGCUCACAUCCCUCCCCAGCCCUCGCAAGGGGAAAGGAGAAGAUGCCACAAAGAUGCAACGGGUUUCCUACAGCACUGUGCCAAGGGACGCUGGAAGAGCCUGCUCAAGGAUGCCGGUGCGCCAAGGGGGGGCUCUUUUCUGUGCCGCCUCUGAGGCCAAAGAGCAGGUGAGGUCCCUGCGUGGCAGCUCCAGCUGGGCAAGGCUGACCAUGACCAAAGAUGCUCCAGCCCUUCUCUGGUCCUCAGAGAGGAAGGCCUCCUUGGCUGGGCUGGGAACCCCUGCGCCCAGUCCUCAGCACCACCCUCCUCUGGCCAGGCCAGGAGCCAAAGUGGCCAGCCGCUGCCUCCGCACUUGAGCAGAGCUUCUCCGCUCGAAGAGGCUCCCUGUCUUUGUAGUGACCGCCCUGCCCUAUGGCUUCAUCCACCCCUCUCUUUUGCUACCUGGACUGUGGGGCCAGGGCCAGGCGAAGGGCUUCUGGACAGCCCCCUCUAUUGCCCCCCUGCCCACCCAUCUCUUCUGUUGUUCAUGACCUGCUGCAGAGCCAGGACCCGGUGUGUGGCCUUGCCCCGGGUUCUGGAAAAGAGCGGGGAGUCCAGGACCAAGGGGGGCUCACUUCUUCCCACAAGGCAGAGGGGCCCUGGUCCUCCCUGCAGUCCCAAAGCUCCACCAGUGCCUUAUGAAACAUGGGGCCCUUCAGAGGACCCAUGCACUUUUAAAUUAUUUUUGCAAUAGGCAAUCCUCUAACUGCAGCCAGGCCCCCACAAACACACAGCCCCAGAGCCUGGCUGGGCUAGAGAAGGAGAGGCCCAUGGGGAAGGUGGGUCUGGGGGACACUGCAACGGGCCACCCUACCUCCUCUCCCUGCCAGAAGCCAAAGUGGGAGAGCUCUGGACCAGGCGACACAGAGGCACCAAUACCCCCAACUAGCCCAGAGAGUUUCUACUGCUCCACCUCAACCAGCCCCAAGACCACUGAGGAGGGCAGAUGGCGGAGCAGAGCCAGCCACAGGGGCCUUGCCAGCCACGCUUUGGGCUCAGGGGAAUGCCUUCCAGCCAGGCUUGUGUCUCUCUCUCCUCCUCUGGCUAGUUUGGACUUGGGCUGGGAGCCUUGGUGGCCAGCGGUCACUCUCUCCUGAACCAAUUGUCUGGAAGAAGAAGGCGCUGCCAUGCUCCCGUUCCCCCUGCCUUGAUCCUGCCUUGGCUUCUCCAGCCUCUGCCCCCCUUUUAUUCAUAUUUUUUCUUAAAUAAAUGGUGCUGAACCCCAA
This is a messenger RNA of Sceloporus undulatus (fence lizard), 14652 nucleotides long. RefSeq names its product heparan sulfate proteoglycan 2 (gene HSPG2). Gene Ontology annotation, biological process: cell-cell adhesion. Gene Ontology annotation, molecular function: cell adhesion molecule binding; calcium ion binding. The record is from RefSeq and is a predicted model, not a curated record. Lineage: Eukaryota; Metazoa; Chordata; Lepidosauria; Squamata; Phrynosomatidae. Gene Ontology annotation, cellular component: cell-cell junction.